GGUGAGAGGUCAGGGCGGCGGCGGCGCCGCGUCCCGGCCCGGUCCCGGUUCCGGCCCGGCCGCGGUCCCGGCCCGGUGAUGGCGGCCCGGCGGCUCCGCGGGGCCCUCCAGCUCGGGGCGCGGCAGCGCCUGCGGGCCGCGGCGGCCCCGCCCGGCAGGCACGCGUUCCCGUGCGGGCUCCGCCCGUCCCGCCCGGCCCGGCCCGUCCUGGCCUGGGAGCCCCGAGCUCAGCCCAGCCGGGGCUUCCUGAGCCUCAGCAACAAACGCAAGGAGUACUCGGAGAGACGGAUCAUCGGGUACUCCAUGCAGGAGAUGUACGACGUGGUGGCCAACGUGGAGGACUACAAGAACUUCGUGCCCUGGUGCAAGAAAUCCGUGGUGGUGUCGCGGCGCCAGGGCCACCUCAAGGCGCAGCUGGAGGUGGGGUUCCCGCCCGUGCUGGAGCGCUACACCUCCAUCGUCACCCUGGUGCGGCCCCACCUGGUCAAGGCCGUCUGCACCGACGGGCGCCUCUUCAACCACCUGGAGACCAACUGGCGCUUCAGCCCCGGCAUCCCCGGCUACCCCCGCACCAGCACCGUGGAUUUCUCGAUCUCCUUCGAGUUCCGCUCCCUGCUGCACUCCCAGCUGGCCACCGUGUUCUUCGACGAGGUGGUCAAGCAGAUGGUGGCCGCCUUCGAGCGCCGAGCGGCCAAAACCUUCGGGCCCGAGACGCGAAUCCCGCGGGAGCUGAUGUUCCACGAGGUGCACCAGACGUGAGGGGCGGAGCGGGGCCCGCCCCGAGCCCAAACCCCCCCAAAAAUAUUUAUUCAACCAAGUGCGUUUCUCUCUCUCCUCCGCUGCUGUUGCCUCAACGCCCCCCCCGGGGCUGCUGUGAGCCCCCUGCCCUCAAUCCCAGCAGCUGAUUUUGCAGCUGGUUUGGGGUUUUAAGGUUUGGUUUCGUUGUUGGUUUUUUUGUUUUUUUUUUGUUUUUAACCCUUUUUUGGUUCUUUUUAAGCUCCUCAGCCAGGCUGGAGGGCCCUGAUAGGGGCAGCUCU
Zonotrichia leucophrys gambelii is the source of this 1037-nucleotide messenger RNA. Its product is annotated as coenzyme Q-binding protein COQ10 homolog A, mitochondrial-like. Gene Ontology annotation, molecular function: ubiquinone binding. Gene Ontology annotation, biological process: ubiquinone biosynthetic process; cellular respiration. The transcript has 5 exons. The record is from RefSeq and is a predicted model, not a curated record. Gene Ontology annotation, cellular component: mitochondrion. The coding region runs from base 79 to 759 and encodes 226 amino acids. NCBI's taxonomy places the organism in Eukaryota, Metazoa, Chordata, Aves, Passeriformes, Passerellidae.